CUGCACCCGCCGGUUACAUAUGCGUUUUCUUCUUCUUAUUUAUUUAUUUUUAAAUCAUAUAUACAGCGAGAGAGAGAGAGAGAGAGAGAGAGAGUUGAUCUACUGGCGCAUUUGGCCCUUUCACAAGCUUCGGUUCGCAAAUCGCAAUAAAUAUUUCCACCAUUAUCCCGUUGCUGCUGCUUCUGCGUUUUUGAGGUCCCUUUAUUUCAAUUAUGUCGGAUGUAGCUCUCAGAGAUGUCAGUAAAGUGCCCGAGCCUGAGAGAUUGAACGGAAUUCCCAAUAUUGGAAACAUGAUGAAACCUUCUGCAGAAGCCAUUAAUGAGAACACUGGAGAAAAACAAAGAAAAACUAUGGACUCUUUGGUUGACAUUUCUAUUGAGAAAAAUGGGACAAAGGAUUCUGGACCAGAGGUGGCAAAUUCAGAAGUAGAGUACAUCGACUCAAAGGAUUUGAAGGAUGUGGAAGAUGUUGAGGAUUGCUUAAAGAAACUUUUGUCAGAACUAGGCUCCAAAGACUGGGUUUCAGUGUGUGAAGCACUCAACAAUGUUCGUAGAUUGUCUAUUUUUCAUGAGGAAUCCACUGCUGGCAUGUUGGGCGACAUAAUCUCCUUGGUGGUGAAAUCAUUGAAGAAUCCAAGAAGUGCUGUUUGUAAAACAGCAAUCAUGGCUUCUGUUGACAUUUUCAAAGUCUACAACGAUGGUAUCAUAGAUUCAGUGGAUCCACUGCUCGUACAACUUCUGCUGAAAUCUUCACAAGACAAGAGAUUCGUAUGUGAGGCUGCUGAUAAUGCUCUAAUAGCCCUCACCAGCUCAGUUUCCCCUCUCUUACUGUUGCCCAAAUUGCAACCUUAUGUCAAGAACAGGAAUCCUAGAAUUCGGGCUAAGGCAUCUAUGUGCAUAUCUCGAAGUGUACAACGAAUGGGACCUGAUGAAAUUAAAGCUUUUGGAAUCGACCAACUGGUACAAGUUGGUGCAUCCCAGUUGAGCGACCAGCUGCCCGGGUCGAGGGAUGCUGCUCGUACCCUGUUACUGGACUUGCAAUCCAUAUAUGAAAAACUGCAUACUGAUUCAUCUGAUGGGCAUCCCGCCGAGUCCUGGGAAGAGUUCUGCCAAUCAAAGCUUUCGCCUUUGAGUGCUCAAGCUGUUCUUCGGGUGAGCAAUAAUGCCCGGGAGGGACUUGUUUCAGGUUCUUAGCAUAAGCACUACAUAUGGGACUUGGUGAGUGUUAUUCUUUCAUCAUCUGGAGUUGGAUCCACAAUUUUUACACAUGUACAUAUCAACUGGUAAAAGUUUGCUAUGGUGUUGGGCAAGGUGACUGAGUUUGAGUAAUUGAGGUAUAGAUCAAUUCGACUGUGAAUGAAAAAGGAAUGAAUGGCUCUUUGCUUUUAGAUAUGUAUUGCGUUUUUGUUUCAUCUCAGUCUUGACUUCACAAUAAUCCAUGAAGAAGAUUUAUGGUGGUAUAUGUUUGCAUUAUUUGUACUUGGCAUGAAAUAUAUGUGGUUGUGUGCUUGAGCUCGAGCAAGUUGCCUACAAAUGAA
Molecule: messenger RNA, 1537 nt
Organism: Andrographis paniculata
Lineage: Eukaryota; Viridiplantae; Streptophyta; Magnoliopsida; Lamiales; Acanthaceae
Exons: 6
Coding region: 213-1193 (326 amino acids)
Biological process (GO): microtubule cytoskeleton organization
Cellular component (GO): cytoplasmic microtubule
Molecular function (GO): microtubule binding
Source: RefSeq, a predicted model, not a curated record